GUAACAAUUUAAAUAAAGAAAUACUCAUUUUCUGAAAUAAUACUAAUUUUCAUCAUCAUAAAAGAUGACACAAGAACACAAAAUAUACAUUUUUCAUCAGACUGGGUCUUUAAGCUGCACUCACCGUUUUUUCUGUGCAUGGAGCAAUCAAACCAAACUUCAUUUAUAUAGCACUUUUCUAACUUGUGGUUUACAUAAAAACAGUUGUAUUUUAAAAAACAAAAAGCCAGACAUUAAACAAAAAAAUAUGUUAAAAAGCCCCCAAAAACUGCAAUAAAAAACUAACAAAAAUAAAGUGUAAGAUAAUCCAAAGAUGAUCAGCACAGAGUAAAAGGAGGAUGUGGAUUUAAUUUACCCAGGUAACAUGUCUUGAGGGAGAGUCAUGACCAAUCUGGUCAGACCAGGCCUAAAACAUGGGUGGGGCAUCAGCAUUGACUGUAUAUAAGAACAGUCACUGUCAGUGAGCAUCACCCCAAACUGCUUCCAGUAGACGGGGAGUGAAGAGAGCUGCAAGGAGGAUCAGUUUACAGUGUAAACCGUGUUAACUUUUGGAACCAACUCCAAAAUGAACAAGGUUCACCGCUGAGGGGCUUAAACAUUGAUGGCUUUGUUUUAAAGGUCACUCUCCAGCAGCAUCUCUGAAGCAGAACCCCACACCCUCACCAUGGCUGACUUUGGGGAGAUUCUGCAGAGCAUCGGGGAGUUUGGACUCUUCCAGAAAACCCUUCUGUUUGCACUCUGCUUCCCCAGCCUCUUCCUGACUUUCCACCUCGCCAGUCUGAUUUUCGUCGAGUCCGACCCGGAGCGACACUGCAACACUGACUGGAUCCUCAAGUUGGCCCCGAACCUGACUGCCGAGGAGCAGCUGAACCUGACUGUGCCCCGAGAGGAUGGCAGCUUCAGCAGGUGUAGGAUGUUUGCUCCGGUGGACUGGGACAUCCAGGUCAUCCGGGAGUACGGACUCAACGACACCACGGUGUGCUCCAGUGGAUGGGUGUACAGCAACAUGAAGUACGAGUCCACCAUAGUCACUGAUUUUGAUCUCGUCUGUGACCGGGCUUUUUUAAAAGAAGUGGCACAGGCUGUGUUCAUGGCAGGAGUCCUCGCUGGAUGUCUCCUGCUUGGACCGUUUGCUGAAUCGUUCGGUCGGAAGCGAGCCUCUCAGAUCCCAGUUUUUCUGAUGCUCAUAUUUACUGUAACGACUGGACUCUGUCCCAACCUGUACCUGUACAUGUUGUCUCAGUUCAUCGUGGGGAUUGGUUAUGGAGGAUAUCGGCUAAACAGUGUUAUUCUGGUUACAGAGUGGAUCGGUCCAUCCCGGCGGUCAUGGGGGGCGUGUGCCACCCAGUUGUUCGGGGCUCUGGGACAGUCCGUCAUCGCAGGAAUCAUUUUCUACAUCAGGAACUGGAGACUGGCUCAGUUCAUCAUAGCGGCUCCAUUCGCUGUGGUCUCUGUCUACAUAUGGUUCAUUCCAGAGUCAGCCAGGUGGUUGUUGGGAAGAGGACGCAUAGAUGAGGCCAAGCUGCUCAUCACUAGAGUGGCGGCCAUCAACAAACGCACCAUUUCAGACUCCACCCUGGAAAAGAUUGUUAUGAAAGAAACUGAGAGAAAGGGAGGAAUAAUAGUUCUUUUCCAAUCCCCUGUUCUUAGGAAGUAUUUCCUUACCAUAAUAAUGGCAUGGUUCUCGCUGAAUGUCACCUACUUCUGCCUUUCCUUCAACGUGGGAAACUUUGGUUUGGACAUUUUCCUGACCCAGGCCAUGUUCGGCCUGACUGAACUGCCAGCUCACAUUCUGUGCAUUUGGCUGCUGGAGUUUGUGGGGAGGAAGGUUUCCCUCAUGUCCACACUGAUGAUCGGAGGAUUCCUGUGCUUUUUAAUCCUCACUGUCCCUCAAGAUAAUCCCAUUGCUGUUACCACAUUAGCUAUCGCCGGGAGAUUUUUCACCAACUGGGCCGGUUCCGUUUGUAGUCUAUACAUUCAGGAGUUAUUUCCAACAUCAUUUCGGCAAACAGCUUCUGGUUUGGGCUCAAUAGCAAGUCGAGUUGGGGGGUUGUUGUCACCCCUGCUCAACAUGCUAGCUGUGUACCACUGGUCCAUACCCAUCGUGGUCUACAGCAGCCUCACCGUGGUCAGUGGAGGUCUGGGCUACCUGCUUCCUGAAACCAGAAAAAGGGAACUCCCUGAUUCCACUGCUGAGGCGGAAGGAAAAGUAAAGGACACUAUAAUGAGAAAUCAUCCGGAGUCCAACAAACCUGCACCAAACAAAUCAACCAAACUGUAGUUAUUGUUUUGUCUUACUGAGUGAACACACCAGAUUUUAUUUUGUAUAAAUACUCAAGCAGCCUCUAAAAAUGAUGUCCAAAAUCAGUUCAGUUUUCUCCAUGUCAUGAUCUAAGUUCAUGUGCUUUUCGUCCUCUUUUUAACAACGGAUAUUUAAAGUUUUUGUCCAUGAAAAUGAAGCUCCUCUAGAGUAAAAUGUUGAUUUUCUAAUUUAAAAGCCUCCAAGCUGCUUUGACCUUCUUCAGCUCAGCAGAGAGGCGCUGGCUCCAAAGCAGCUCAACAAGUGAGACCCGCUGACUGACAGAGCAUCUAUCUGACGGUCCAGGAAAGAUUACACCCUGAGUUUCUGCCACAGCCUCCUUUCUUCAGUUUUCAUCAGGUGGUGAUAGAAUUGUUGCAUGACCUGAAAGAACACAUUUUACUUGUUACAUGUUAACUCAUUUCAUUCUUUAUUGUUUAAACAUAAGCUAUUGCUGCAACUAACUCUCUGACACAUUAAAGUACAUGUGAAUCAUCUAA
Oryzias melastigma (Indian medaka) is the source of this 2799-nucleotide messenger RNA. RefSeq names its product solute carrier family 22 member 13a (gene slc22a13a). The transcript has 11 exons. The record is from RefSeq and is a predicted model, not a curated record. Bases 665 to 2281 code for a protein of 538 amino acids. Lineage: Eukaryota; Metazoa; Chordata; Actinopteri; Beloniformes; Adrianichthyidae. Gene Ontology annotation, molecular function: transmembrane transporter activity. Gene Ontology annotation, cellular component: membrane. Gene Ontology annotation, biological process: transmembrane transport.